This is a messenger RNA of Pectinophora gossypiella (pink bollworm), 4562 nucleotides long. RefSeq names its product structural maintenance of chromosomes protein 3 (gene SMC3). The coding region runs from base 97 to 3705 and encodes 1202 amino acids. The record is from RefSeq and is a predicted model, not a curated record. Gene Ontology annotation, biological process: mitotic sister chromatid cohesion. Gene Ontology annotation, molecular function: ATP hydrolysis activity; cohesin loader activity; ATP binding. NCBI's taxonomy places the organism in Eukaryota, Metazoa, Arthropoda, Insecta, Lepidoptera, Gelechiidae. Gene Ontology annotation, cellular component: chromosome. The transcript is spliced from 23 exons.
AAAAAAACAGAUUUGACAUUUGGUGAUUGUCAAGAAAUGGCGGUCAACGUUUUACACGAAACAAUUUAGUGUUUUUGCAAUAAAUUCACAGUGAAAAUGCAUAUAAAACAGGUAAUCAUCCAGGGAUUUAAGAGUUACCGCGAGCAGAUUGUGGUGGAGCCGUUUGAUAAACGACACAAUGUAGUCGUCGGUCGUAAUGGCUCCGGGAAAAGCAACUUCUUUCACGCUAUCCAGUUUGUGCUCAGUGAUGAAUUCUCACAUCUACGGCCGGAGCAACGUCUGGCCCUGCUGCAUGAAGGCACAGGACCAAGAGUCAUUUCUGCCUUUGUUGAGAUCAUCUUUGAUAACUCGGACAACAGAAUUCCAAUUGAGAAAGAUGAGAUAUUCCUGCGGCGAGUGAUUGGUUCAAAGAAGGAUCAGUUCUUCCUCAACAAAAAGGUGGUUCCUCGCUCCGAAGUGCUCAAUCUGUUGGAGAGUGCUGGUCUAUCAAACUCCAACCCUUACUACAUUGUCAAGCAGGGUAAAAUCAACCAAAUGGCCAUAGCUCCAGACUCUCACCGGUUGAAGCUAUUGAGAGAAGUUGCGGGAACCAGAGUAUAUGAUGAACGCAGAGAGGAGUCUGUCACUAUACUCAAGGAAACAGUUGGGAAGGUGGAGAAAAUCAACGAGUUUCUACAGACCAUUGAGGAGCGUCUGAAGACCCUGGAAGAGGAGAAGGAGGAACUGAAGGAGUACCAGAAAUGGGACCGCGCGCGGCGCGUGCUCGAGUUCAUCAUACAUGACACCGAGCAUAAGGAGAAUAAGCGCAAGUUGGAUGAGUUAGAGAAACUGCGCACCAACAGCGGCAAGGAGCAGCAACACUACGCCGACAUGGUCAGAGAGGCUCAGGAACACGUCAGGGAGGCUAACAGGAAACUUAAAGAAGCUCGAAAAGAAGUUGCCGCGGCGCGCGAGGAGAAAGACAUCCUGAGUACGGAGCAACAACAACUGUUACGCGAGAAGACCAAGCUGGAGCUCGCCAUCAAGGACCUCACCGACGACGUCGACGGAGAUAACAAGUCCAAGGAACGAGCAGAAGCAGAGUUGGAGCGCCUCAGACAGCAGAUAUCAGAGAAGGAACGCGAACUAGAGGAGCUGAAGCCUAAAUACGAGGAGAUGAAGGCGCGCGAAGAGGAGUGUACCCGCGCGCUCGCGUUGAACCAACAGAAGAGACAAGAGUUGUACGCCAAGCAGGGGCGAGGCACGCAGUUCACUUCCAAACAAGACAGAGAUCGGUGGAUCGAGAAGGAAUUGAAGUCACUAAACAAGCAGAUAAAAGACAAGAAAGACCAUGAAGGCAAACUCCGCGACGACCUACGCCGCGACGCUACCAAACUGACAGAACUAGAGAAAAAGAUAGAAGAGUUGACGAAAGAGAUGGAGAGACAGAGAGUGGCUAUCGACGAACACAACAAGCAGUACUAUGAGUGCAAGAAGAGGAAGGAUCAGGAGCAGAGUGCUAGGAAUGAACUGUGGCGUAAGGAGACAACCCUGACCCAAAACUUGUCAUCUCUGAAAGAGGACUUGGCUAAAGCUGAUCAGGCCCUGCGUUCGAUGGCUGGUAAACCAAUCCUAAAUGGUCGCGACAGUGUGCGCAAAGUGCUGGAGACGUUCCAGGAGCGCGGCGGCGAGUGGGCCAAAAUAGCCACGCAGUACUACGGACCCGUCAUCGAGAACUUUACUUGUGAUAAGACCAUCUACACUGCUGUUGAGGUAACGGCAGGCAACCGUCUGUUCCACCACAUAGUGGAGUCGGACACUGUAGGCACCAAGAUCCUGAAGGAGAUGAACCGACAGUCGCUGCCCGGGGAGGUCACCUUCAUGCCGCUCAACCGGCUGCAAGUGCGCGACAUGGUCUAUCCUAACGACAAUAACGCAAUAGCCAUGGUACAGAAGCUGAAGUACGACCCCAAGUACGCCAAAGCAAUGAAGUACAUAUUCGGCAAGACGCUGAUCUGUCGUAAUCUCGAGUGCGCCACCGAGCUCGGGAAGCAGUUCCAUCUCGAUUGCGUCACCUUGGAGGGUGAUCAGGUAUCAUCAAAAGGCUCGCUGACCGGAGGGUACUUCAACCAGUCCCGCUCUCGUCUGGAGAUGCAGAAGACCCGCUCCGAACUGAUGGAACAGAUCACCACGUUAGAACAAGAGCUGAGCCAACUGCGACAAGAGCUCAAUAAGACCGAGACUAGUAUUAACAGCAUCGUCUCCGAGAUGCAGCGCACGGAGACCAAGCAGGGGAAGGCCAAAGACAUCUUCGACAAAGUGAAGGCAGACAUCCGUCUCAUGAAGGAGGAGCUGGCGUCCAUAGAACGGUUCCGCGGGCCGAAGGAGCGCUCGUUAGCACAGUGUCGCUCCAGCCUGGAAGCCAUGCAGGCAACUAAGGAAGGGCUCGAGUCUGAGCUUCAUCAGGAACUUAUGGAGCAGCUAUCAACAGCCGAUCAAGGCAAGGUGGACGAACUGAACGACGCGAUCCGCCGCCUCACGCAGGAGAAUAAGGAAGCCUUCAGUGCGCGUAUGAACCUCGAAGCCACCAAAAACAAACUUGAGAAUCUGCUCACUAAUAAUCUCAUUAGACGCAAGGACGAGUUGGUCCAAGCGCUGCAAGAGAUAUCGGUGGAGGACCGCAAGCGGCGGUUGGCUAACAGCAAGGCAGACCUGUCUGGCGCGGAGAAGCGCAUCAAGCAGAUCAACAAGGAGAUGGAGGAUGUCGAGCGAAAGGUUCAAGCCGCCGUCAAGAACGAGAAGGCGCUCAAACUCGAGCUCGACAAGUGGAGGAACAAGGAAAAAGAAGCCCAAGACAAGAUGGAAGAGGACGCAAAAGGUCUAGAGAAGAUGGCGUCCAAAGAAGUGUUGUUACAAGAGAAGAUUCAAGAGUCCCUGGACAAGAUCGCGGCGCUCGGAACACUGCCCAACGCGCCCGAGCUGCACGCCAAGUACCAGAAGAUGUCGCUCAAACAACUAUUUAAAGAACUGGAAAAAGCCAACCAGCAUUUGAAGAAGUACAACCACGUGAACAAGAAGGCUCUCGAUCAGUUCAUCAGCUUCUCCGAGCAGAAGGAAAAGCUGUACAAAAGAAAAGAGGAACUCGAUAUUGGUGGCGAGAAGAUCCGCGAGCUGAUAGAGACGCUAGAGCACAGAAAACUUGAAGCCAUACAGUUCACAUUCAAACAAGUGAGCAAGAACUUCACGGAGGUAUUCAAGAAGCUGGUGCCGCAGGGCCGCGGCAGCCUCAUCAUGAGGGCCAACGCUGAUGAGGAGGGCGUGCAUCCUGAUCGCGCAAACGCUGACCAGUUCACCGGCGUAGGCAUCAAGGUGUCGUUCACGGGCGGCGAGGGCGACAUGCGCGAGAUGAACCAGUUGUCCGGCGGACAGAAGUCGCUGGUGGCGCUGGCUCUCAUCUUCGCCAUACAGAAGUGUGAUCCGGCGCCCUUCUACUUGUUUGAUGAAAUCGAUCAGGCGCUCGACGCUCAGCACAGGAAAGCAAUCGCCAACAUGAUCCACGAGCUGUCAACGUCAGCCCAGUUCAUCACGACCACCUUCCGACCGGAGUUGCUAGAGCAUGCGCACAAGUUCUACGGAGUCAAGUUCAGGAACAAAGUGUCUCACGUCGAGUGCGUCACGCAAGAAGAGGCGAGAGACUUCGUCGAAGAUAGUGCUACCCACGCGUAGAUUUUGUAUGGAAAACAGUGGCUUCAUCACAGAACACUAAAGGCGAGUUUCGAUUAAAGUGGACAGGAGUAGGUUUCCACCAAUCACUGCGAGGGCGACAGUAUCUUCUGUCUCGCUUUCUCGCAUACUGUGCUCCGCUUUAGUAGAACCCACGAUUUAAAGGAGUUGGCAGCAGUUCGUUUCGUUAACAACAGUUUUGUGCUAACGUUCGGAGCGUAAGACAGUAGAAGGCAUCGCAUAAACGGUACAAUAUAAUGACGUAAACCCGGAAUUGUUCCCAACAGAGCUCCAUUCACACGCCAACUCUUUCUUAUUGCUCUAGCUAUGUACAUAUUCCGUAAUAUUGGAUAUGGUAAUGCCUAAAUCUUUUUGUAUGAACACGCAAAAUUGAGUGAGAUACCCUCUCGAUUGUGCAUGUUAGUAUCCCCGGAGAUUCGUAGCGAGCCUGUCGCGAAACUCGGGAUUGUGACCCCAAUUUAAAUGGACAUUAUUGCAAAGGGAUUGGUAACAAUUUAUUUAGGUACGUUCUUUUUAUUUGGUAUUUUUUUAGUUUUGACGGAUUAUAAUUAUUUAUGUGCUAAGAUCUUCAAUUUUUCUUAAUUUUCCUCAAAGUACUCGUUACUUAAGACUAGAAAUAGCUAUUUUUAAUUUAUCACCAAAUUUUUGAUCAUUCAUCCUGACAUAAUUUAUUUCUUCUAAUAUCGGAUUACUGUAAUGAUUCCAAAUGUUUUCUAUCAGUACAAAGACUAAUUGAUAAAUGUAUAACUAAAGGACAAUGUACUUCCGCAAGACUUUAAAACGUGACGUUUGUUAAUUACAUUUAAUGUUAAGUUAAAUAUAAAUUUUCCAUUUUAUAA